CGUCUCUGGAAAAUUCUACUUCCUCUGGGCUUAAACCCUAAUAAACACGCGCGAGCUCUUAAUUUCUUUUUUUCUGCAUCUCUACGGAAUCAUUAAAAUUGAAAACAGAGAGAGAUAGCAAUGGUGUUUGGGCAAGUGGUGAUUGGACCUCCUGGAUCAGGAAAGACCACUUACUGCAAUGGCAUGUCUCAGUUCCUUACACUCGUUGGAAGUCAUGCAAAAUCAGGUCUUGUUUACUGUAUGGAUUAUUUGGAAAAGAAUAUUGACUGGUUGCAAUCGAAGUUGGAGCCUCUUUUGAAAGAUCACUAUCUUCUCUUUGAUUUUCCUGGCCAGGUGGAGUUGUUUUUCCUUCAUUCUAAUGCAAAGAACGUUAUCAUGAAACUCAUAAAGACACUGAAUCUUAGGUUGACUGCUGUGCAUUUAGUUGAUGCACACCUCUGUAGUGAUCCGGGGAAGUAUAUCAGUGCAUUGCUUCUGUCACUAUCUACUAUGCUGCACCUGGAACUCCCACAUGUUAAUGUCUUGUCAAAAAUUGAUCUGAUUGAAAGCUAUGGAAAGCUUGCUUUCAAUCUUGAUUUCUACACUGAUGUCCAAGAUUUGUCUUAUUUACUGCACCAUCUUGAUCAGGAUCCUCGUUCUGCAAAAUACAGAAAACUCACAAGGGAGCUGUGUGAGGUGAUUGAAGAUUACAGUCUCGUCAAUUUUACAACCUUAGAUAUUCAGAAUAAAGAAAGUGUUGGGAAUCUUGUAAAGCUGAUUGACAAGACCAAUGGGUACAUAUUUGCUGGCAUUGAAGCCAGUGCAGUUGAAUUCAGCAAGAUCGCAGUUCGCCAAGUUGAUUGGGAUUAUUACAGAGCAGCAGCAGUGCAAGAGAAGUACAUGAAGGAUGACGAAAGUUUUGGUGACUGAUAAGCCGUCAUGAUGAGUAUUUGGUUUCUUGUAUAAUCUUGUUCACGUUGAUUGAAUAUGAAUUUGCUAAGUUUAUGCUAAGUUAUCGCCCCUUGUUUCUGGUGGCUGUUGACUCUCUAUUAUUACCAGGUUCCAAGGUUUUAACUCUCCGGUAAGAUAGCAAGCUCUUUGCCAGUGAAAGCCCAAAGAACAUGAAAUGUCGAGAUGUAUAUAGCAGAAGAGUGAAUUCAUGUGAGUUAAUACAUUUGUUUAAUAUAUUCAUAUUAUUUUUUUUUAAAAUGUAUUUCUUAAAUAUAAAUUUUGGUUUAUCCCGAGUAUGACACUGAGCUGAAGGAAAGAGAACAGAAUUUUAUGGAGUUAAUGAACCUUUUAUUACUUUUUCUUGUAA
Messenger RNA from Carica papaya (papaya), 1297 nucleotides. NCBI's taxonomy places the organism in Eukaryota, Viridiplantae, Streptophyta, Magnoliopsida, Brassicales, Caricaceae. The record is from RefSeq and is a predicted model, not a curated record.